Molecule: messenger RNA, 4316 nt
Organism: Xenopus laevis (African clawed frog)
Lineage: Eukaryota; Metazoa; Chordata; Amphibia; Anura; Pipidae
Product: phosphatidylinositol 4-phosphate 5-kinase type-1 alpha
Exons: 15
Coding region: 706-2439 (577 amino acids)
Source: RefSeq, a predicted model, not a curated record
AGAGUCCCCCCCCAGUGUACCAGAGAGUCCCCCCCCAGUGUACCAGAGAGUCCCCCCCCAGUGUACCAGAGAGUCCCCCCCCAGUGUACCAGAGAGUCCCCCCCCAGUGUACCAGAGAGUCCCCCCCAGUGUACCAGAGAGUCCCCCCCAGUGUACCAGAGAGUCCCCCCCAGUGUACCAGAGAGUCCCCCGUGGCCCUCAUAGAGCCACAGCUACUCCCUGCCCCAGGGACCCCAGGUGUCACUAACUGAGGAGCACUCAGUGCUAAACUGUGGCCCCAGGGCCCCUGACAAGACAAAUAGCAGCACAGUACAGCACUGCUCAUGACCCAGGGCCCCCAGAGAAAUCCCAUUGGGUCGGUACAGUAAGGCUCUGGGAAGAGUAAGGUCAGUACCAGCGAGUGGAUCAGUAGCAGAACUGGCGGCCCAAUAACCUGCAGCCACAAGAGCUAACGAUCCAGACACGUCAGCACCAGUAAUAAAGAGACUUGGCUGUAACUGGACCUUCCCAAGGGACGAGAGAACCAGUCAGGCACUGGCACUACAUUUAGGACUUUAUACAAGUGACUGGGAGCAGGUCCGACUGUACAUCAAUAUACUGACACCAGACAGAACCAUCUGUACCUGAGAGUGAAACGGGUCGAUCUGAUCUCACACUCCUCACAUCAGAGAACGACUCUCCUGAUUGGUCCUGCCAGGAGCUGAAAUGGCAUCAGCAGCUGCCGAGCCAGUGGGUGGCACAAGCCCAGGAACAACCUCUCUGAAGAAACCUCUGCCGGCCGAGAUACCCGGCUCUUCUGCUCAGUCUGCUGCACAAACCAUGAAGAAAAUUGGCCAUAGAGGAGUUGACUCGACUGGUGAGACUACGUACAAAAAGACCACAUCAUCUGCUUUGAAAGGUGCCAUCCAACUUGGCAUCACUCACACAGUGGGCAGUCUAAGCACCAAGCCGGAGAGAGAUGUCCUCAUGCAGGACUUCUAUGUGGUGGAGAGUAUCUUUUUCCCUGGUGAGGGCAGCAAUCUGACUCCUGCUCAUCAUUAUAAUGACUUCCGAUUCAAGACCUACGCCCCUGUUGCCUUCCGCUAUUUCAGGGAGCUUUUUGGCAUUCGACCUGAUGACUAUCUGUAUUCUCUGUGCAAUGAGCCUCUCAUUGAAUUGUCCAACCCUGGUGCCAGUGGUUCUGUGUUCUAUGUCUCUGGAGAUGAUGAGUUCAUUAUAAAGACGGUCCAACACAAGGAGGCGGAGUUUCUCCAGAAGCUGCUGCCUGGUUACUACAUGAACCUUAAUCAGAACCCCAGAACUCUGCUGCCCAAGUUCUAUGGCUUGUAUUGUGUCCAGGCUGGGGGCAAGAACAUUCGAAUAGUGGUUAUGAACAAUCUGCUGCCCCGCUCUGUCAAAAUGCACCUCAAGUACGACCUUAAGGGGUCCACAUACAAGCGCCGUGCUUCCGCCAAAGAACGGGAGAAGCGCUCCCCAACACACAAGGACCUGGACUUUUUGCAGGACUUGCCUGAUGGUCUCUACCUGGACCCAGAUAUGCACAAUGCUCUUUGCAAGACAAUCCAGAGAGACUGUCUGGUGCUGCAGAGCUUCAAGAUCAUGGAUUACAGUUUACUGGUGGGAGUCCACAACAUGGACUAUGCUCAGAAGGAGACAAUGGUGGUGGAUGGACACGCUCAGAGUGAUACACGCCGCCCGGCUGCACAGAAAGCGCUCUAUUCAACCGCUAUGGAGUCUAUUCAGGGAGAGGCACGGCGAGGGGGAGCCAUAGAGACCGAUGACCAGAUGGGUGGGAUUCCCGCUCGCAACGCCAAAGGAGAACGACUGCUGCUCUACAUUGGUGUCAUUGACGUGCUACAAUCUUACAGGUUCAUGAAGAAGCUGGAACACUCUUGGAAGGCCCUGGUGCAUGAUGGGGACACCGUGUCGGUUCACAGGCCUGGAUUCUAUGCUGACCGCUUCCAGAAGUUCAUGUGCGUCUCUGUCUUCAAGAAGAUCCCACUAAAAACCUCUCCUUCCAAGAAGAGCCGUACCAUGCCAGGUAUCUCCCGGAGGCCCACCCAGGCAGCAGUACCCACCCACUUGCAGCUUGUGGAUGAACCUAAGCAGUAUCUGUCACCUGAAGUUGAUUCAGAACAAGUGGGUCAGUUUGGACGCCCCGACCUUCUUCCUCGAACCCCUCUGGUGGAUGAAGCUGCUAGUGACUCAUUGGCCACCACCUUAUCCACCUCCUCACUGGGCAGUGGAGGGCUGAACUCUCCGGCACACAGGUCUGUGGGGGUGGAAGUGCACAAAGCCGAAGCGCCAGAGAUAGAGUUAAACAUGAUGAGAACUGAAGUAUUAGAGGAAUUCAACCAAGAAGAUGAAGCAGGAGUAGAAGAGGCUCUGGACAUCAGCCAGAUUGAGACGGAGAUCCACUUUGUAUGUAUUUCUGACUGAGGGAAAAUGGGUCAUACUUUUGCCACAUUUAGCUUCCCUUCUCCCUGCUCUAAUACAAUCUGCUCUAGAACGUGUGCCAGGGUUCUGGUUGGUUGAGUUCUAGACUGUAUAAGCAGAGCAUAUCCUACCAAGCAUUAGUCAGGCCUGCCCAGCAAAGCUGGAAAUGCACUGAUGCAGAUAUAGCAAUGAUCAUUGGGGAAGUACUUGUGGCCCCACAGCGGGACCCACGGGAGUUGAUGGACUGGGGGACCGUAAAGUGAAAAGGGACAAAUGCCUCUAGACAUGUUAGUCGCUAUGUCUCUAAUGAGAGGAUAACGCAGACCUAUGCCUGGAAGUUGCAGUUCUGUAGCAGAUUUAACCCAAGAUUUAUCUGUUGUCCUUUCUUGUACCCCACAGUUUUCUCCUUGCAACACAUUUAGUUAUCAAAUCCACUUCUCUCUGUCCAGUCAGCAGUUAAAGGAUUAGGAUGUUUAAAAGACACAAAUGAACGCCCCUGGUGUAGGGGCCCUGAGACAUCCGAUGCAGAGACUCAGAAGUCAGGGUGGGGGGUGUCAGGAACUAAUCAUACACAUCCCUUUCCCUUUUAUCUAAGUUUGUUCCUCCUCGUACAGUGAGCUGGGAUUCACCAAGGCUGCUUUCUUCACUGUGGAUCAGCAGGGGCCACUCAUAGAUUUGCCCGCUCUGUUGGCAACAAAUGACCCUGGAGGCAACACGAGCAAAGCCACUGCGGUCGGACGAGGCAAUCCAGUUGACUCCACCAGACCCACUGCCUGCCUGGAGCUGCUUCCCACCCUGAUGUUGCAAACAGACCAAUGGCUGCUCUCCAGAAGUGAAUAAACUCCUCCCAUUUGCCUUACUCUGCAGUCCCUUAAUGAGAGGAGGUUCCUUUUCCCUCUAUUUAAGAUAUAUUUUUCUGCUCGUGUGUAGAACUCUGAUGCUGCAUUAACGGACCAAAAGUCUUUUGUAGAAGCGUUUGCUGCCUAUUUACAGUGGGGCUGUGACCUCACAGUCACCCAAAUGGACGCGGUGAUGGGGAUAUACGCCCCCUUAUGAUCACCCCCUGAAUAACAAGGUGAUUAUGGACAAUACAUGUUUGUCAGAGACUUGGUGGUGUUCUCUAUGGAAUGACAGCAGAAUGUCUACCCGUGCCAAUACUUGUGCCAUGGAACAGCAGGGACUGGGUGGCUCGGGUUUCUUGGGCUCUUGUGACUGUCUGUGAUGCAGCUUCUUACCCCCCAGUGGGGGCAAUAACGAUUGUGAGAUUCCUCUCUGUAUUUGCACGUGGAAUCAUUUGUGGACAGUGUCACCUUCUCUCCAUUAACUUAAGAGUCAUGGGUGAUGUGUCCAGCCUGCAGCCCUCCAGCUAUUGCUACACUACAGCCGUCAGAGAGCAGGAAGGCUGACUGGCUACCCCUCCCUUACUUGCACCCUGAAUCCUAUUGGUGCUUACAGUGUGAGGUCUGCAGAAGAGCAUGUUGAGAGGGGGGGGGGGGGGUGUGGCCUGAGCUUGUGAUUGAAGGGGGGUAUCUGCUGCUAAACUGCAAAAUAAAAUUUAGAGCCAAAUACCUUUCCCUAGUACAUUGGUGUGUGAGGGCAUCUUGGAUAUUAUUAUACAGGGAUGGUAAUGGCCUUAAUGCACCACAAGGGGGGGGGAUGUGCCCCAAAUACUAUUUAUAAAUGCACCUCCAGUGCCGCCCGGCUGAUUUUAGCAUUUCUAACUUUAUUCCCAUUUUAUUGAGACAUUUUAAUUUUUCCUUCCCGUUGUCUUUUAAUAUUUAUGAAAGUUUUUAUUUGACGGUUUUAUUUGAGAAUCCAAGUGCUUUGUGCAGGAGCUGAGCUACACCCCUGUAUGUACAUAAAGCUAUAAACCACACGGA